AUGAAGGUGAAAUUCGGGGAGAUGGAUGUGCGAGAAGGGACGGGAGGAGGCUCGGGAGGACUUGGUUACAUUCCAAUUCCACAUUUGUCCGAUGACUUGGACGUUGCCAAGAGCAAAUACCGCAAGAUUUCAGCAGAGGUGCCGUGCGGAGAAUUGAGCCAGGCGGCACUUAGUUCAUCAACUUUCAAGCUCCAUGAACGAGGUGUUGUUUUAGCACGAGGCCAUAUCCCAGGCUACACUAAGGAUGCAGUUGAGAAGCAAGCUGCCUUUGUCCUGAUAUCUUUAAAACAAUCACUGGUUCUGGCAUCUCAAGCUGGUUCGUUCGUGAACCAGGUGGCUGAUCUCCAGGAAGGGCGCUUCUACUCGGGCUACGUCAAGGAAGUUCGAGACUUUGGGGCCUUGAUUUGUGUCGGCAGCUGGAGGCUUGCAGGAGUGGCACACAAGUUUGAGCUCGCCAAUCGCUUUGUCGAAGAUGCCGGCUCUGUCGUGUCUGCCGGCCAAUCCGUCAGGGCCCUUGUGAAGAAUGUGGAUACACAGAAACAUCGCUUCGAAGCAGAUCUGCGACCCACAGCUGUCACUGACAAAACACUCUUGGAGAGAGAGGCAGAGGCGCUUCGCCUGUCUUUGACAGAGAGAAACUUGGAGGAAAUCUUUCCGAAAGGAAAAAGCGGAAAGACUCUUCUGCCGGGGUCUAUGGUCCAUGCAGAAGUGACAAAGAUCGAAGCCUAUGGUUUAGUUCUGUCCGUCAAGGGCAUCACUGCAGUCGCUUUGAAAGAAAACAUGCCCAUGAAAGAACUGAAGGGCAUGACCGUCGGAAAGUCAUUGAGAUGUACGAUUUUAGAUUUUAAUGCCGAAACGGGCAUUCUUGACGUCUCUUUACAGCCUGAGCUUCUCGAGAAGCAUGGCAAGCCACAGAAGGGAAUGGAACUCUCUGUCCUUCCUGCCUUAUCGAAGAAGUCAUAUGUGAUUUGUUGGAGUCCCAAGCCUGCCGCGGUCCUCUUUGCGCCACCCUAUACACCAAGCACCUGGAAGGUUCCAUUGAAGACGCUUCUGCACAGUUUGCAAGUCUUGUGCGCGGCCCCUGUGAAUUUGCAGGGCCAUGUGCAUGCCACUCAGCUCGUGGAUGUGGGCGAGCCGGGCUCGGAAUGCCACCCAGCCAUGCCUUUGCAGAACUUUGGUCGCCCGACGAAGGAUGCUGGCAUCAUUGAGGCGCGCAUUCUCCGAAUGAAGCAGAGGUCGCAGAAGAAGGUGAAGAUUUGGCACUUAGAGUUGACCUGCCGUCCCUCCCUACAACUGAAAGACAAUAUUGAUUCCUAUGAAAAGGCCUUGAUCCGAUGGUCCACGUUGAAGCCGGGCAUGGUCGUCGCGGCGGCGGUUCUGUCGGUACAGAAGAAGCUCCUGUGGAUGGAAGUCGCUCCGGGCAUCCGCGGCCGCGUCGGAGUCCUGGACUGCUCCGCGGACCUCGCCGUCUUGCAGUCUCUCUCCGAGCACUUUCAGGUGGGUCAGGUCCUUUCAGCUCGAGUGCUCCACGUCAAGAGUUCGCAAAAGGAACUCGACCUCUCCUUACUGCCAAGUGAGAGUGAAGAAAGCGGACGGAUUUGCGUUGGGCGGCUGAAUAAACUGAACGAGACGAAUGCGUCCGCGGCUUCGGCCACCGUGCAGUUGCCGGGCAGACGUUGGGGUUCGGUGCACAUGACGGAACUCUUCGACGUUUGGGCCAAGCAGCCGACGAAUCGCUUGAAAGUGGGAUCCCUUGUUCCCGUGAAACUCCUGUCGACUCCAGACGACUCCGAGCCGAACGAGUCGAAAAAGAGUCUACAAAGUAAGCGGUGUGAGGUGAGUUUACGAUGGAGCCAAGUGCAAGGCACCAAAGAAGCUGAAGAGGAGCAACGGUUCUUUUCGGUCAAGGAGUUGAAGGAGUCAGGCGCCAAGAAAGUCUCAGGCUAUGUUUCUUCCUCCGGGCCGUUUGGCGUUUUUGUGGCUUUGAGCCGAACUCUGACCGGGCGGAUCAAACUGAAAGCUUUGAGCGAAACACAUGUCAUGAAAGAGGCCGUGGCAAAGUUGUAUCCACCAGGCUUGCUCCUUCGUGAUAUCACAGUGGUUGAAUUGAAUGAAGAAACAGACCAAGUAGAGUUGUCUUUAAGAGAUUCAACAGGAAACACGCUUACUGCUGAGCAGCUUUCAGUUGGAGACAUCGUCUCAGGGAAGGUGAAAGCGGUUGAGUCCUUUGGUCUCUUUGUUCGUUUGGAGAAUUCUACCAUUGAUGCCUUCGUGCACAAGUCUGAAAUUUCAGACUCAGCUUCAACGGCAGUGACUUCAUACAAAGUCGGCACCAAAGUUGCUGGCAAAAUCGUGAAGAUUGAUGGCCACAAAGUCGGGCUUACGAUCAAACCAUCUGAAAUGGAGGGUGUGGAGGAUGCAUCUGACUCGGAUUUGCAAGAGUUCCUUACAAAGUCGGGCACCAAAAGGAAGGUUGAGAAAGUCGAAAAACAGAAACAGCUCAAGAAGGCAAAGAAAACAAGGAAUGCGAAGCAAAGCGCAGCUUGA
Durusdinium trenchii is the source of this 2547-nucleotide messenger RNA. Lineage: Eukaryota; Dinophyceae; Suessiales; Symbiodiniaceae. The record is from the annotation of a GenBank genome assembly.